Messenger RNA from Folsomia candida, 1759 nucleotides. RefSeq lists its product as uncharacterized. The coding region runs from base 86 to 1675 and encodes 529 amino acids. Gene Ontology annotation, molecular function: RNA binding. The record is from RefSeq and is a predicted model, not a curated record. NCBI's taxonomy places the organism in Eukaryota, Metazoa, Arthropoda, Collembola, Entomobryomorpha, Isotomidae. The transcript is spliced from 7 exons.
UCCAGCUUUCAGUUUGGUGUUAAGUCUUGUAUUAUUAAUUCCACAUACAAUAUUGUCACAAAUUAAAUAAUAAUACUCCUAAAUCAUGAAGUACUUUGUGGCCUACGUUAUGACCCUGCUACAAAAUAAAGUAUCUCCAACAGCGGAGCAAAUAAGUCUUCUCUUGAAGUCACUUGGAACGGAGGUAGAUUUGAGGAGAGUCAACAAAGUAUUGUCACAAUUUGCUGGAAAAAGUGUGGAUAAGGUGUUGCAUUCAGUUAAGUCUGAGUUGGACUGGUGCUCUGAAGAAAAUGGAUCAGCUCUGAGAUCUAUGAUGACCAUUGUGAGGAAUUAUGAGGAGGUUAUUUCGGAUAAAGAAGACGAAAUUCGAACAUUACAAAGAGCCAACGAGUAUUAUAUCCAAAUGGAUAGGUUUCGGUCAAAUGGAGGACAAUACUCACGACAAAACGUGAAUCAAGAGAACAGGGUUGUCUCAGCCUCAGCCACUUCUUGUCAUCCAUCGACCUUGGUGGAAAGACCGGCUCUCGCACCUAUUCAGAUGACAACGAGCAAAAGGGUUGCCACAUCCGUUAGCAGCGACACCCCGGAGAGGAAAUUAGCGAAACAAAAUACCAGUUUAUCUGAAUUCCAGAAUAUAUUCCACACAUCACGAGAAAAAGUGAAUUCCGACCUGGAAGUUGACCUGGGGACCUACGUUUUUAUGUCCCCACAGGAGUCUGUUCUGAAUUAUGUUAAACUAGAAAAGAAGCAUCUAAAAGAUAAUCAAUUGUUUCAUCAAAUCUGGGUUGGUCGAGUUCGAGAUUUUCACCAAGGAUGUGAAGUAAUUGACCGGAAUUUGUAUGGCUACACAAGCCUCGAAAAUUGUCAAGUGGCCGCAUAUAAUAUUUUAAUUCAAAACAGACUUGCUAUCCAUAAUCCACUUGAUGUCCGAGCUUGUUCUACUUGGGUCGACUUCAGGGAUGGCAAGUUUAUCCGGAUUGACGAAGUUUUCGUUCUUAAUUUAAUUUCACUUCAUAAAUACAGUUCUAAACAGUUAAAGUUCUACUUUAAAAAAUGUCAUGAAGGGCUUGGGACUAUCAAAACAGAAAAAUCGGAACUUUUGGUGACCCCACACAAGUUAAUACUUGAAGCAGCGUUAGAGCCGUAUUUGGAAUCCUUUGGAGGAAUGACCCGUCAUGCUCUGCCCCAGGUUGAUAUGGAAGCUAUACCUAAAUCUGGCCUACCUAGAACAACAGACGAGGAUAGGACGUGCCCAAAAUGUGGAAAAUUAUUCGUCACAGUGUAUAAUAUGAAAAGGCAUCAUGAAAACGAUUGUGGUCACAGGGUGUACAUCAGCAGAUUUCGAAACGAAGCACAACCUCGAACAGAAGUGUCAAAAUUCUCGUCGUUUCUCCCACAGCCAGAUUUCAACACUGUUGCAGCCAGGACAUCCUGUUCAAAUUCUACUGUUUUUUGCGCACCAGUAUCUUCAAUCGUAACAGAAGAAAAUUUAAUGAAUGAAUUCAGAAAAUUUGGAGAUAUUCUUAAUUUACGUCGAGAGGAGAACCAUUUUGUUUUCAUUAAGUUCUCCAACAAAGAUUCUGCAACACAGAGUAUUGUUGAAACUCACAACAAGAAUCUUUUUGAGGAAGUUGUGAAAUGUUCAUGGGCUAGAGAGUCGCAUUUCAAUGAUUAAUUAUGCAUUGUUAGAUUUAAUAGUAGUAUAAAUGAUUUAAUACAAUUUAAAAAUAGACAAUAAACUUUUUUAUCGCUUAGUUAA